Molecule: messenger RNA, 1008 nt
Organism: Trematosphaeria pertusa
Lineage: Eukaryota; Fungi; Ascomycota; Dothideomycetes; Pleosporales; Trematosphaeriaceae
Exons: 1
Coding region: 175-663 (162 amino acids)
Source: RefSeq, a predicted model, not a curated record
AUUACCGACCUUCAGUCCCUCGAAACACUACCAACGGCACUCAUACUAGGCUACUUCAUUCCAACCCUGGUCAUGGUUGUCCCCGUUCCGUCCAAUACCCUCCAUCAAUGGCUGGGCGGUCUCUAGCAGGGAUUUCCCGUGUGGGUUGCAUUCAUCCAGCUAGCCAGCCGUAAGAUGCGCCAGCUUCGCGGGGAGACAUCGCCGCUCGACGACCGAAUGGAGAAUCGCUCCUUCCUACGUCGCGCAUACUUGUUCGCGUUUGCCUCAACCAGCAUCUCGCACGUGGCAACUUUCGCAACAAUAGCUGCUCGGAACCUCUUUCCCCCGCUAUUUUCCCCCCUGGCACAGGAAACCUUGACCCUUAACCAGGUUUUUCUACCUCCCUACUUUCGCGCUCCUGGACCGAUGGAAUCGAUGGCUGUUGGCAUUCACAACUUCUUCCAGUAUGACCAAUACGUGGGGUCAACUGCGGCGCUGGUAUGGGCUGCUGCCACGAGGGCGAACUCGAGAAAGUCUGCAAUGACGUUCAAGGAUUGGGCGUGCUUAGUCGGUGAACUAGUUGGCGUGGGUCUGAUCGCUGGGCCGGCGGGCGCUUUGGUCUCAUUGAUGUGGAAUAGAGAUGAUUGCGUGCUUUCAGACGAUGAUUUGUAUGGCGAGAAGUAGCUAAUAGCGUUAGCUAAAAGGAGUUAGGUCUCCUCGGAAAGGCCGUUCCAUGGCUUUCACCUUGGUCGGAUUAACCUUCCAAAGCUCUUUCAUAUGCUCCUGCUGCAACUUCCCCCCGGCCGCUGAGCUAAGCUUAUCAAACAGGCUGUAUGGGCCAUCUAGAGGUUGAGACAGUAGAGAUUGCCAUACGGAUCCUCUACCCCAGCCUGUUGCGAAGACCAGUUCAAUAAUAGGCUUUCGAAGUUCAGCAAGCGGGAGUCUGUGGAGAUUCUGGGGUGGACGAGGGUUAGAUGUAGCUAGGAUAGAAUGUUUUGCGGAGUUGUUUGAUAUUGUAUAAGGACGAAG